AGAGGCAGCGAUCCGCCGCAGCUCCCCGCCGCUACUCCCAAAGUCGGCUGCUGGCUGCCCGGACAUGUCCUGACAAACUUGGCUCCUCGUCGGCCCUCUCCACCCAGCCCUCGCGCGCUCCAUCUCGCCUCCUUUCGGAGCUCAAGUUGCACCCAGGACGGGAGCUCCCCGGGAUGCCACCCCCUGGGUCCGGGCUGCACGGACGCACCCCACUCCGGCUGGGGACAUGCUGAAGACCGCAGGGAGGCAAAGUUGGUACUUCAGACGCGGUUUUGAAUAAAUAGCCAAGCCACUUGGGGAUUACGCAGCUGCCCAGGACUUGAGAGCGAAGCACCGACGUGUCGGCUGGACCGAUUCCUGAGAGUUAAGCAAUGGGGAGACAUUUGGCCUUGCUUCUGCUUCUGCUCCUCCUCCUCCAGCAUUUUGGAGACAGUGAUGGAAGCCAAACACUUGAACAGACACCUAUACAGUUUACACAUUUCCAGUACAAUGUCACUGUGCAUGAGAACUCCGCAGCUAAAACCUAUGUUGGACACCCUAUAAAGAUGGGCAUUUACCUUACAAAUCCUCUGUGGGAGUUAAGAUACAAAAUUGUCUCUGGAGACAAUGAAAACCUAUUUAAAGCUGAAGAAUACAUCCUUGGAGAUUUUUGCUUUCUAAGAAUAAGGACCAAAGGAGGAAAUACAGCUAUUCUUAAUAGGGAAGUGAAAGAUCAUUACAUCUUGAUAGUCAAAGCAGUUGAAAAAAAUACUAAUGCUGAAGCACGCACAAAGGUCAGGGUGCAAGUGUUGGAUACAAAUGACUUGAGACCAUUAUUCUCCCCCACCUCUUACAGUGUCUCUUUACCUGAAAACACAGCCAUCCGGACCAGCAUUGCAAGAGUCAGUGCCACAGAUGCAGACAUAGGAACCAAUGGAGAAUUUUACUACAGUUUUAAAGACCGAACAGACAUGUUUGCUAUUCACCCAACCAGUGGUGCAGUGGUUUUAACUGGUAGACUUGAUUACACAGAGACCAAGCUCUAUGAGAUGGAGAUUCUUGCUGUGGACCGUGGAAUGAAAUUGUAUGGUAGCAGUGGCAUCAGCAGCAUGGCCAAGCUAACAGUUCAUGUAGAACAGGCCAACGAAUGUGCUCCCGUGAUAACAGCAGUGACAUUGUCACCAUCAGAACUGGACAAGGACCCAACGUAUGCAAUCGUAACAGUGGAUGACUGUGAUCAGGGUACCAAUGGGGAAAUCGCUUCUUUAAGCAUUGUGGCAGGUGACCUCCUCCAGCAGUUUAGAACAGUGAGGUCUUCUCCAGGGAGUAAAGAAUAUAAAGUCAAAGGAAUUGGUGGCAUCGAUUGGGACAGUCAUCCUUUUGGCUAUAACCUGACACUACAGGCUAAAGAUAAAGGAACUCCUCCCCAGUUCUCGUCUGUGAAAGUAAUUCAUGUGACCUCUCCACAGUUUAAAGCCGGGCCAGUCAGGUUUGAAAGGGAUGUUUACAGAGCAGAAAUUAGUGAAUUUGCCCCUCCCAACACACCUGUGGUUAUGGUAAAAGCCACGCCUGCUUAUCCUCAUUUGAGGUAUGUUUUUAAAAGUACACCUGGAAAGGCUAAAUUCAGUUUAAAUCACAACACUGGUCUCAUUUCCAUUUUGGAACCAGUUAAAAGACAACAGGCAUCCCAUUUUGAACUUGAAGUAACAACCAGUGACAGAAGAGCCUCCACCCGAGUCUUGGUUAAAAUCUUAAAUGCAAAUGGUAAUGCUCCUGAAUUUACCCAGACAGCUUACAAAGCAUCUUUUGAUGAGAAUGUGCCCAUUGGUACUACUGUCAUGAGCAUCAGUGCCUUAGACCCUGAUGAGGGUGAGAAUGGAUAUGUGACUUACAGUAUUGCCAAUUUAAAUCACGUGCCAUUUGUGAUUAACCAUUUUACUGGUGCUGUGAGUACUUCAGAAAGCUUGGACUAUGAGCUCAUGCCUCGGGUUUAUACUCUGAGGAUUCGAGCAUCAGACUGGGGCUUGCCAUACCGUCGAGAAGUCGAAGUCCUUGCUACUGUAACUCUCAAUAACUUGAAUGACAACACACCCUUAUUUGAGAAAAUAAAUUGUGAAGGAACAAUUCCCAGGGAUCUUGGUGUGGGAGAGCAAAUAACUACUGUGUCUGCUAUUGAUGCUGAUGAGCUUCAGCUGGUACGAUAUCAAAUUGAAGCUGGAAACGAACUAGAUUUGUUUAGCUUAAAUCCCAACUCUGGGGUAUUGUCACUUAAACAAUCACUAAUGGAUGGCUUAGGUGCAAAGGUGUCUUUUCAUAGUUUGAGAAUUACAGCUACAGAUGGAGAAAAUUUUGCCACACCCUUGUAUAUCAAUCUAACUGUGGCUGCCACUCGCAAGCCAGUCAGCUUGCAGUGUGAAGAGACUGGAGUUGCCAAAAUGCUGGCUGAGAAGCUCCUGCAGGCAAAUCGGUUACACAACCAGGGAGAGGUGGAGGAUAUUUUCUUUGACUCUCACUCUGUCAAUGCUCAUGCACCACAGUUUAGAAGCACUCUUCCAACUGCCAUUGCAGUAAAGGAAAACUACCCUGUGGGUUCCAGCAUAAUUUCCAUGAAUGCCUCUGACCUUGACACUGGCUUCAAUGGAAAACUAGUCUAUGCUAUUUCUGGAGGAAAUGAGGAUAGUUGCUUCACUGUUGACAUGGACACAGGAAUGCUAAAAAUUUUAUCUCCACUUGACCGUGAAACAACAGACAAAUAUACCCUGAAUAUUACAGUAUACGACCUUGGUAUACCACAGAAAGCUGCCUGGCAUCUUCUAGACAUCAGAGUUUUGGAUGCCAAUGAUAAUCCACCAGAGUUUUUACAAGAGAGCUAUUUUGUUGAAGUGAGUGAAGACAAGGAGGUUAAUAGUGAAAUCAUCCAGGUGGAAGCCACAGAUAGAGAUCUAGGACCCAAUGGACAUGUGACAUACUCGAUUCUUACAGACACAGAUAAGUUUUCCAUUGACAGUGUUACUGGUGUUAUUAAGAUUGCAUACCCUUUGGAUCGCGAAAUACAGCGUGUGCAUUACUUAAAGAUUGAAGCCAGGGAUCAAGCCAAAGAAGAACCUCAGUUGUUUUCUACUGUACUUUUGAAAGUAUCAUUAGAGGAUGUUAAUGACAACCCACCUAAGUUCAUUCCACCUAAUUACCGUGUGAAAGUUCGAGAGGACCUUCCAGAAGGAACCAUAAUCAUGUGGUUAGAGGCCUAUGAUCCUGAUUUAGGUCAGUCUAGUCAAGUAAGAUACAGCCUUAUGGACCACGGAGAAGGAAACUUUGAUGUGGAUAAACUCAGUGGAGCAGUUAGGAUUAUCCAGCAGUUGGACUUUGAGAAGAAGCAAGUAUAUAAUCUCACCGUGAGGGCCAAAGACAAAGGGAAGCCAGUUUCUUUGUCUUCCACUUGCUUUGUUGAAGUGGAAGUAAUUGAUGUGAAUGAGAACUUACACCCACCAGUGUUUUCCAGCUUUGUGGAGAAGGGCGUUGUGAAAGAAGAUGUGCCUCUUGGUUCAUCGGUCAUCACCGUAUCGGCUCGAGAUGAGGACACAGGAAGAGAUGGAGAUAUCCGAUAUUCCAUUAGAGAUGGUUCUGGCAUUGGUGUUUUCAAAAUAGAUGAAGAAACAGGCGUCAUAGAGACCUCAGAUCGACUGGACCGGGAGACGACUUCCCAUUACUGGCUAACUGUCUAUGCCACCGACCAGGGUGUUGUGCCUCUGUCAUCAUUUAUAGAGAUCUACAUAGAGGUCGAGGAUGUCAAUGACAAUGCACCACAGACAUCAGAGCCUGUUUAUUAUCCAGAAAUUAUGGAAAAUUCUCCCAAGGAUGUAUCUGUGGUCCAAGUUGAGGCUUUUGAUCCAGAUUCUAGCUCUAAUGACAAGUUAACAUAUAAAAUUACAAGUGGAAACCCACAAGGAUUCUUUUCAAUACAUCCCAAAACAGGUCUCAUCACAACUACAUCAAGGAAACUAGACCGAGAACAGCAAGAUGAACACAUAUUGGAAGUCACUGUGACAGACAAUGGCAGCCCCCCCAAAUCAACCAUUGCAAGAGUAAUCGUGAAAAUUCUUGAUGAAAAUGACAACAAACCCCAGUUCCUGCAAAAGUUCUACAAAAUCAGACUUCCAGAACGGGAAAAACCAGAACGAGAAAGGAAUGCUAAGCGAGAGCCUAUAUAUCGUGUUAUAGCUGCAGACAAAGAUGAAGGUCCCAAUGCAGAAAUCUCCUACAGCAUUGAAGAAGGAAAUGAGAUUGGCAAGUUUUUUAUUGAGCCAAAAACUGGAGUGGUUUCAUCCAAGAAGUUUUCUGCAGCUGGAGAAUAUGAUAUUCUUUCAAUUAAGGCAGUUGAUAAUGGUCGCCCCCAAAAGUCAUCAACCACUCGUCUCCAUAUUGAAUGGAUCCCCAAACCCAAACCAUCUCUGGAACCAAUUUCAUUUGAGGAAUCAUUUUUUACCUUUACUGUAAUGGAAAGCGAUCCUGUUGCUCACAUGAUUGGGGUGAUAUCUGUUGAGCCUCCUGGCACUCCUCUUUGGUUUGACAUCACUGGUGGCAACUAUGAUAGCCACUUUGAUGUGGACAAGGGCACUGGAACCAUCAUCAUUGCCAAACCUCUUGAUGCAGAACAGAAAUCAAACUAUAACCUCACAGUGGAGGCUACUGAUGGAACCACCACUAUACUCACUCAGGUAUUCAUCAAAGUAAUAGACACAAAUGACCAUCGUCCCCAAUUUUCUACAUCAAAGUACGAAGUUGUUAUUCCUGAGGACACAGUACCAGAAACAGAAAUUCUGCAAAUCAAUGCUGUGGAUAAGGAUGAGAAAAACAAACUGAUCUAUACUCUGCAGAGUAGUAUAGAUCCAUUGAGUCUCAAGAAAUUUCGUCUUGAUCCUGCAACUGGCACUCUUUACACUUCUGAGAAGCUUGAUCAUGAAGCCAUUCACCAGCAUAUUCUCACUGUCAUGGUACGAGAUCAAGAUGUCCCUGUAAAGCGCAACUUUGCAAGGAUUGUGGUCAAUGUCAGCGACACAAAUGACCAUGCCCCCUGGUUCACGAGCUCCUCAUACAGAGGACGGGUUUAUGAAUCAGCAGCUGUCGGCUCAGUUGUGUUGCAGGUUACAGCUCUGGACAAGGACAAAGGGAAAAAUGCUGAAGUGAUCUACUCUAUUGAAUCAGGAAAUAUUGGAAAUUCCUUCACAAUUGAUCCUAUCUUGGGCUCUGUAAAAACUGCCAAAGAAUUAGAUCGAAGUCAUCAAGUGGAAUAUGAUUUGAUGGUAAAGGCUACAGAUAAAGGCAACCCACCAAUGAGUGAAAUCACUUCUGUGCAUAUCCUGGUCACAAUUGCUGACAAUGCCUUUCCUAAGUUUACAUCAAAAGAAUAUUCUGUUGAAAUUAGUGAAACUAUCAGCAUUGGGAGUUUCGUUGGAAUGGUUACAGCCCACAGUCAAUCAUCAGUGGUAUAUGAAAUAAAAGAUGGAAAUAUAGCUGAUGCUUUUGAUAUUAAUCCACAUUCUGGAAGUAUCAUCACUCAGAAAGCCCUGGAUUUUGAAACUUUGUCCAUUUAUACAUUGACAAUACAAGGGACCAACAUGGCUGGUUUGUCUACUAACACAACUGUUCUAGUGCAUCUUCAGGAUGAAAAUGACAACUUGCCAGUUUUUAUGCAAGCAGAAUAUAUAGGACUGAUUAGUGAAUCAGCUUCAAUUAACAGUGUGAUCCUAACAGACCAGAAUGUGCCAUUAGUGAUUCGUGCCACUGAUGCUGAUAAAGAAUCAAAUGCUUUGCUUGUUUAUCACAUUGUUGAACCAUCCAUACACCCAUAUUUUGCUAUUGAUUCUAGCACUGGUGCUAUUCAUACAGUACUAAGUUUGGAUUAUGAAGAAACAAGUACUUUCCAUUUUACUGUGCAAGUGCAUGACAUGGGAACACCACGCUUAUAUGCCGAAUAUGCAGCUAAUGUGACUAUCCAUGUAAUUGACAUUAAUGACUGUCCUCCUGUGUUCUCCAAAUCAUUAUAUGAAGCAUCUCUUUUGCUGCCAACAUACAAAGGAGUAAAAAUCAUCACAGUAAAUGCUACAGAUGCUGAUUCAAGAGCGUUCUCACAGUUAAUGUAUUCCAUCACCGAAGGCAACAUCGGGGAGAAGUUCCUUAUGGACUACAAGACUGGCACCAUAACUGUACAAAACACAACACAGUUAAGAAGUCGCUAUGAGUUGACUGUCAGAGCAUCUGAUGGCAGAUUUGCAAGCUUUACCUCUGUGAAAAUUAAUGUGAAAGAAAGCAAGGAAAGUCAACUAAAGUUUACCCAAGAUUUCUACUCUGCAAUAGUGAAAGAGAAUUCCACGGAAGCCAGGACAUUAGCUGUCAUCACAGCUAUUGGAAAUCCAAUUAAUGAGCCUUUGUUUUAUCAUAUCCUCAACCCAGAUCAAAGAUUUAAAAUAAGCCGCACAUCGGGAGUUCUGUCAACCACUGGCAUUCCCUUUGACCGUGAGCAGCAGGAGGCAUUUGAUGUGGUGGUAGAGGUGACUCAGGAACAUAAGCCUUCCGCAGUGGCCCAUGUUGUUGUGAAGGUCACCGUAGAAGACCAAAAUGAUAAUGCACCUGUGUUUGUCAACCUCCCUUACUAUGCUGUUGUGAAAGUGGACACUGUGGUAGGCCAUGUUAUUCGCUAUGUUACUGCUGUGGACAGAGACAGUGGCAGAAAUGGGGAAGUGCAUUACUACCUCAAGGAACACCAUGAGCACUUUCAAAUUGGAUCUGCAGGUGGAAUUUCACUGAAAAAACAGUUUGAACCUGACACCUUAAAUAAAGAAUAUCUUGUCACGGUGGUGGCAAAAGAUGGAGGAAAUCCAGCUUUUUCAGCUGAAGUUAUAGUUCCAAUCACUGUUAUGAAUAAAGCCAUGCCUGUCUUUGAAAAACCUUUCUACAGUGCAGAGAUUCCAGAGAAUAUCCAGAUGCACAGCCCCGUGGUCCACGUACAAGCCAACAGUCCCGAAGGGUUGAAAGUGUUCUACAGCAUCACAGAUGGAGAUCCUUUUAGCCAGUUUACUAUUAACUUCAACACUGGAGUGAUCAAUGUUAUAGCUCCCCUGGAUUUUGAGUCCCAUCCAGCAUAUAAACUCAGCAUACGAGCAACUGACUCCUUGACGGGUGCUCAUGCUGAGGUGUUUGUUGACUUAAUAGUAGAAGACAUCAAUGAUAAUCCUCCUGUGUUUGUCCACCAGUCCUAUGCUGCCACCCUGUCUGAGGCAUCUGUCAUUGGAACUUCUGUCAUUCAAGUUAGAGCAACAGAUUCUGAUUCAGAACCAAAUAGAGGCAUUUCAUACCAUAUGUUUGGGAAUCACAGCAAGAGUCAUGAACAUUUUCACAUAGAUAGCAGCUCUGGUCUCAUUUCACUGGUCAGAACUUUGGAUUAUGAGCAGUUCCAGCAGCACAAGAUUUUUGUAAAGGCUGUUGACAGUGGUAUGCCCCCCUUGAGCAGUGAAUUGAUUGUCACAGUGGACGUCACUGACCUCAACGAUAAUCCGCCUCUGUUUGACCAACAGAUUUAUGAAGCCAGAAUCAGUGAGCAUGCCACACAUGGGCAUUUUGUCACCUGUGUAAAAGCCUAUGAUGCAGAUAGUUCAGACCUAGACAAGUUGGAAUAUUCCAUUCUGUCUGGAAAUGAUCAUAAGAACUUUGUCAUUGACAGUGAAAGCGGGAUCAUCACUCUCUCCAACAUGCGCCGCCACACCUUGAAGCCAUUUUACAGUCUUAAUAUUUCUGUUUCUGAUGGGGUUUUUAGAAGUUCAGCUCAGGUUCAUGUAACUGUAAUUGGAGGCAAUUUGCACAGUCCUGUUUUUCUUCAGAAUGAAUAUGAAGUAGAGCUUGCUGAAAAUGCUCCCUCACAUACCUUAGUGAUGGAGGUUAAAGCAGUUGAUGGGGAUUCUGGUAUUUAUGGUCAUAUCACUUACCAUAUUGUUAAUGACUUUGCCAAAGACAGAUUUUACACAAAUGAUAGGGGACAGAUACUUACUUUGGAAAAACUUGAUCGAGAAACUCCAGCAGAAAAAGUAAUCUCAAUUCGUUUAAUGGCUAAAGAUGCUGGAGGAAAAGUUGCUUUCUGCACCAUUAAUGUUAUCCUUACAGAUGACAAUGAUAAUGCACCACAGUUUCGGGCAACCAAGUAUGAAGUGAACAUCGGAUCCAGCGCUCCCAAGGGGACAUCCGUCAUUAAAGUUCUUGCAAGUGAUACUGACGAGGGAUCCAAUGCCGAUGUCACCUAUGCCAUUGAAGCAGAUUCUGAAAGUGUGAAAGAGAAUUUGGAAAUUAACAAACUGUCUGGCAUCAUUACUACAAAGGAGAGCUUAAUUGGCUUAGAAAAUGAGUUCUUUACUUUCUUUGUUAGAGCUGUAGAUAAUGGGUCUCCAUCAAGAGAGUCUGUUGUUCCAGUCUAUGUUAAAAUACUUCCACCAGAAAUGCAACUUCCAAAAUUUUCAGAACCAUUUUAUACCUAUACGGUUUCAGAAGACAUGCCUAUCGGAACAGAAAUAGAUCUCAUCCGAGCAGAACACAGCGGGACUAUUAUUUAUAACCUAAUCAAAGGGAAUACUCCUGAAAGUAAUAGAGAUGAGUUCUUUGUGAUUGACAAACAGAGUGGGAGACUGAAACUGGAGAAGAGUCUAGACCAUGAGACAACGAAGUGGUACCAGUUCUCUGUCCUUGCCAGGUGCUCUCAGAAUGAGUAUGAGGUGGUAGCUUCUGUAGAUGUUAGUAUCCAAGUGAAAGAUGCAAAUGAUAACAGUCCUGUCUUGGAGUCUAACCCAUAUGAGGCAUUUGUUGUUGAAAACAUGCCAGGGGGCAGUAAAGUCAUCCAGAUCAGGGCGUCUGAUCUAGACUCAGGAAGCAAUGGCCAGAUUAUGUACAGUCUAGAUCAGUCACAAAGUUUGGAAGUCAUCGAAUCUUUUACCAUUAACAUGGAAACAGGCUGGAUUACAACCCUAAAGGAACUUGACCAUGAAAAGAGAGACAAUUACCAGAUUAAAGUAGUCGCAUCAGAUCAUGGGGAAAAGGUCCAGCUCUCCUCCACAGCCAUCGUGGAUGUUACUGUCACCGAUGUCAAUGAUAGCCCCCCACGAUUCACCGCUGAGAUUUAUAAAGGGACUGUGAGUGAAGAUGACCCACCAGGUGGUGUGAUUGCCAUCUUAAGUACCACUGAUGCUGAUUCGGAAGAGAUUAACAGACAAGUCACAUAUUACAUAACAGGAGGAGAUCCUUUGGGGCAAUUUGCUAUUGAAAAUAUUCAAAAUGAGUGGAAGGUCUAUGUGAAGAAGCCUCUAGAUAGGGAAAAAAGGGACAAUUAUCUUCUCACUAUAACAGCAACUGAUGGGACCUUCUCGUCAAAAGCUAUAGUUGAAGUAAAAGUUCUUGAUGCAAAUGACAACAGUCCAGUUUGUGAAAAGACUCUGUAUACAGAGACAAUUCCAGAAGAUGCCUUUCCUGGGAAGUUGGUCAUGCAGGUCUCUGCUACAGACGCAGAUAUCCGUUCCAAUGCUGAAAUUACUUACACAUUAUUUGGUCCAGGUGCAGAAAAAUUCAAGCUAAAUCCAGACACAGGUGAAUUGAAAACAUUAGCCCCCCUUGAUCGUGAGGAGCAAGCAAUUUAUAAUCUUGUAGUCAAGGCCACAGAUGGAGGAGGAAGAUCCUGUCAGGCUAAUAUUGUGCUGACAUUGGAAGAUGUAAAUGAUAAUGCCCCUGAAUUCUCUGCUGACCCCUACACCAUCACUGUGUUUGAAAACACGGAGCCUGGAACGCUGUUGACGAGAGUCCAGGCCUCAGACGCGGAUGCAGGAUUGAAUCGAAAGAUUUCCUACUCACUGAUUAAUUCUGCUGAUGGGCAGUUCUCCAUUAAUGAAUUAUCUGGAAUCAUUCAAUUAGAAAGGCCUUUGGAUAGAGAGCUGCAGGCAGUAUACACUCUUACUUUGAAAGCUGUAGAUCAGGGUUUGCCAAGAAGAUUGACAGCUACUGGCACUGUUGUUAUAUCAGUUUUGGAUAUAAAUGACAACCCACCGGUGUUUGAAUACCGUGAAUAUGGUGUCACAGUGUCUGAGGACAUCCUUAUUGGAACAGAAGUUCUUCAAGUGUAUGCGGCAAGUCGGGACAUUGAAGCAAAUGCAGAAAUCACUUACUCAAUAAUGAGUGGAAAUGAACAUGGAAAAUUUAGCAUAGAUUCUAAAACAGGGGCCAUCUUUAUCAUUGAGAAUCUGGAUUAUGAAAACUCUCACGAAUAUUACCUGACUAUAGAAGCCACCGAUGGGGGUACGCCUUCACUAAGUGAUGUUGCAACUGUGAACAUUAAUGUGACCGAUGUCAAUGAUAACACCCCAGUGUUCAGCCAGGACACAUACACAGCGGUCAUCAGUGAAGACGCUCUUCUGGAGCAGCCUGUCAUUACUGUUAUGGCUGAUGAUGCUGAUGGACCUUUGAACAGCCACAUCCACUAUUCAAUUAUAGACGGCAACCAAGGAGGUCCAUUUACCAUUGACCCAUCCAAGGGAGAAGUAAAAGUAACCAAACUUCUAGACCGAGAAACAAUUUCAGGUUACACGCUCACCGUUCAGGCUUCUGACAAUGGCAGUCCGCCCAGAGUCAACACGACCACGGUCAACAUCGAUGUGUCGGAUGUCAAUGACAAUGCUCCGGUCUUCUCCCAGGGGAACUACAGCGUCAUUGUGCAGGAAAAUAAGCCCGUGGGCUCCAGUGUACUGCAGCUGGUGGUAACAGACAAGGACUCUUCGCAUAACGGUCCCCCCUUCUUCUUUACUAUCGUGAGUGGAAAUGAUGACAAGGCAUUUGAAGUGAACCAGCAGGGAGUCCUCCUGACUGCAGCUGCUAUGGAGAGAAAAGUGAAAGAUCAUUACUUACUGCAUGUGAAGGUGGCAGAUAAUGGAAAGCCUCAGUUGUCAUCUCUGACAUAUAUUGACAUUAGGGUAAUUGAAGAGAGCGUCUAUCCUCCUGCAAUUUUGCCACUAGAGAUUUUCAUUACCACUUUCGGAGAGGAAUACUCAGGUGGUGUCAUUGGAAAGAUUCAUGCUACAGACCAGGACAUUUAUGACACUUUAACCUACAGUCUUGAUCCACAAAUGGACAACCUCUUCUCUGUUUCCAGCAUGGGGGGUAAGCUGAUAGCACACAAAAAACUCGAUAUAGGGCAGUACCUUCUCAACGUCAGUGUAACAGAUGGGAAAUUUACAACAGUGGCUGACAUCACGGUGCGCAUCAGACAGGUAACACAGGAGAUGUUGAACCACACUAUUGCCAUCCGCUUUGCCAACCUCACGCCAGAAGAAUUUGUUGGUGACUACUGGCGCAACUUCCAGCACAAUUUACGGAACAUCUUGGGUGUGAAGAGGAGGAGCGACAUACAGAUUGUUAGUUUGCAACCCGCUGAACCCCAGCCACAUCUGGAUGUUCUACUUUUUGUAGAGAAAUCAGGUAGUGCCCAGGUUUCAGCAAAACUUCUCUUGCACAAGAUUAAUUCUUCCGUGACUGAUAUUGAAGAAAUCAUCGGUGUUAGGAUAUUAGGUGUAUUCCAGAAGCUCUGUGCAGGACUGGAUUGCCCAUGGAAAUUCUGUGAUGAAAAGUUGUCUGUGGAUGAAAAUGUGAUGUCAACGCAUAGCACGGCCAGACUGAGUUUUGUGACUCCGCGCCACCGUCGGACAGCUGUGUGUCUCUGCAAAGACGGAAAAUGCCCACGUAUUCAUCAUGGAUGUGAAGAUAGUCCGUGCCCUGAAGGAUCUGAAUGUGUCACUGAUCCCAGAGAAGAGAAGUACACCUGUGUCUGUCCAGGUGGCAAGUUUGGUCAGUGUCCAGGGAGUUCAUCUCUAACAUUUACUGGAAAUAGCUUUGUGAAGUAUCGUCUAAUGGAAAAUGAAAACAAAUUAGAAAUGAAACUCUCCAUGAAGCUCAGAACAUACUCGGCUCAUGCAGUUGUGAUGUAUGCGCGAGGCACUGACUACAGCAUCUUGGAGAUUCAUAAUGGAAGGCUACAGUACAAAUUUGACUGUGGAAGUGGCCCUGGAAUUGUCUCUGUUCAGAGCAUUCAGGUCAAUGAUGGGCAGUGGCAUGCAGUAUCUCUUGAAGUGAAUGGAAACUAUGCCAGAUUGGUUUUGGACCAAGUCCACACUGCCUCAGGCACAGCCCCGGGGACUCUGAAAACCCUAAAUCUGGAUAACCAUGUGUAUUUUGGUGGCCAUCUCCGUCAGCAAGGAACACGGCAUGGAAGAAGCCCCCAAGUUGGAAAUGGCUUUAGGGGCUGUAUGGAUGCUAUUUAUUUGAAUGGGCAGGAGCUCCCUUUAAAUAACAAACCAAGAAGCUAUGCACACAUUGAAGAAUGGGUGGAUGUGUCGCCUGGGUGCUUAUUAAUGGCUACAGAAGACUGCUCGAGUAACCCCUGCCAAAACGGAGGCGUUUGCAAUCCUUCACCCACUGGAGGUUAUUAUUGCAAAUGUGAUUCCUUGUUCAUCGGGACAUACUGUGAGGUGAGCGUCAAUCCGUGCUCUUCCAACCCAUGUCUUUACGGUGGUACAUGCAUCAUGGACAAUGGAGACUUUGUUUGCCAAUGUAGAGGAUUAUAUACUGGUCAGAGGUGCCAGCUUAGUCCCUACUGCAAAGAUGAACCCUGUAAAAAUGGUGGCACAUGUUUUGAUAGUUUGGAUGGUGCUGUCUGUCAGUGUGAUUCAGGUUUUACGGGAGAAAGGUGUCAGAGUGACGUUGAUGAAUGUGCUGAAAACUCACCCUGCCAUAACGGGGCCCUUUGUGAGAACACACAUGGCUCCUACCACUGUAACUGCAGCCAGGAGUACAAAGGGAAGCACUGUGAGGAUGCUGCUCCCAAUCAAUACGUGUCCACGCCGUGGAAUAUUGGGGUGGCUGAAGUAAUAGGGAUUAUUGUGUUUACAAUGGGGAUAUUUUUACUGGUGGUGGCCUUUGUUCUGUGCCGCAAGAUGAUUAGUCGGAAGAAGAAACAUCAGGCCGAACCUGAAGACAAACAUUUGGGACCAGCCACAGCUUUCUUACAAAGACCAUAUUUUGAUUCAAAGCUAAAUAAGAACAUAUACUCAGACGUACCACCCCAGGUGCCAGUCCGUCCCAUUUCCUACACUCCAAGCAUUCCGAGCGACUCUAGAAACAACCUUGACCGAAACUCUUUUGAAGGAUCUGCUAUCCCAGAGCAUCCUGAAUUCAGUACCUUUAACCCCGAGUCUGUGCAUGGACACCGGAAAGCCGUGGCUGUCUGUAGUGUGGCCCCAAACCUGCCUCCACCACCCCCUUCCAACUCACCUUCUGACAGCGACUCCAUACAGAAGCCCAACUGGGACUUCGACUAUGAUACUAAAGUCGUGGAUCUUGACCCCUGUCUCUCCAAGAAGCCUCUAGAAGAAAAGCCUUCUCAUCCCUACAGCACCCGGGAAAGCCUGUCUGAAGUGCAGUCCCUUAGCUCCUUUCAGUCUGAAUCGUGCGAUGACAAUGAGUCUUUGGCUGCUCCUGACCUCAGCAAAUCAAGAGGGUAUCACUGGGAUACAUCGGAUUGGAUGCCAGCUGUUCCUCUGCCAGAUAUUCAAGAGUUCCCUAAUUACGAGGUUAUUGAUGAGCAGACACCCCUGUACUCAACUGACCCAAAUGCCAUCGAUGAUACAGACUAUUACCCUGGAGGCUAUGACAUUGAAAGUGAUUUUCCGCCUCCCCCAGAAGACUUCCCUGCUCCUGAUGAACUACCACCUUUGCCUCCUGAAUUCAGUGAUCAGUUUGAAUCCAUUCACCCUCCUAGAGACAUGCCUGCUGCCGGUAGUUUGGGCUCUUCAUCAAGAAACCGGCAGAGGUUCAACUUGAAUCAGUAUCUGCCCAAUUUCUAUCCCGCCGACAUGUCUGAACCUCAAAAACCUGGCACUGGUGAGAAUAGUGCUUGUAGAGAACCCUACACCCCUUACCCUCCGGGGUAUCAAAGAAACUUUGAAGCCCCCACUGUAGAAAACAUGCCCAUGUCUGUGUACGCCUCCACAGCUUCCUGCUCUGACGUGUCGGCGUGCUGUGAAGUGGAGUCUGAGGUCAUGAUGAGUGACUAUGAGAGCGGAGACGACAGCCACUUUGAAGAGGUGACAAUUCCACCACUAGAUUCGCAACAGCAUACGCAGGUCUGACGCGCAGACUCCCCCCAAAGUGCCUGGACUUUAAUAACCCUAGUUAUUAUAUAAAUGAUCCUCUGCACUGUUCUCUGCCGCAGUGCGCCGCGCUUCUCCUCUGUGAGCUAGAAUGGGCAUGGCUGCACUGUGCCACGCGCCUCUGGACCUUCAGCCAUUUCCAGUGUCCUAACCUACUGUAAUCGGAUGAGCUUUAUGUUGGCUGUGCCACUUCCUAACAUCUGUCUGGAUUACAUUUGUCUGUGUUAAAAAUAAUGAAAUGAAAAUCAGCCCUGCCAUCUUGUUAGCAUGAUUCGUGUAUUUAUAUAGAUUUGAUUAUUUUAAUUUUCCUGUCUUUUUUUUUCUGUAAAUUUCAUGUACAGUUUUGAUUUUUCAUAGUUUUAAGUAGAUUUCCAAGAUACUUUGUGCUUUUAUUUUUGACCGCAUUUUGGUGGUGUUAGCAUCAUCAUCUAGCACCCUGAUUUUUUUUUUUUAUAUAACCAGGGUUUCACACUUUGUCCUUUUUCCACUGAAGUAUGACAUUUCAUAAGUACAUUUCAGUAGUCAUUUAUUUUUAGCUGUACAUAGGAUGAGAAAGAUCCGAUACAUGGACAUGUCUUAAAUGGGUUGCUGUAUUUUAGAAUUAUAAACAUUUUUCAUUAUUGGAAAGUGUAACGGGGACCUUCUGCAUACCUGUUUAGAACCAAAACCACCAUGACACAGUUUUUAAAGUGUCUGUAUAUUUGUGAUGCAAUGGUCUUGUAAAGGUUUUUACUGAAAACAACCAUUAGCCAGUCUUUCUUACUGACAAUAAAUUAUUAAUAAAAUA
Molecule: messenger RNA, 14991 nt
Organism: Talpa occidentalis (Iberian mole)
Lineage: Eukaryota; Metazoa; Chordata; Mammalia; Eulipotyphla; Talpidae
Gene: FAT1
Product: FAT atypical cadherin 1
Exons: 28
Coding region: 372-14183 (4603 amino acids)
Biological process (GO): homophilic cell-cell adhesion
Cellular component (GO): plasma membrane
Molecular function (GO): calcium ion binding
Source: RefSeq, a predicted model, not a curated record